UUGAGGACAAUCUAUGUUUAGCAGCAGGUUUAUUAUUCUUUUCUUAUUACGUAUAAUACUUAGAAAAACAAAACAUACACACAUUCACUCCCACUGAAGAUGCAAGAUGAAGAAAGAUACAUGACAUUGAACGUACAGGCGAAUAAAAGAAAUUCCAACCAAACAUCUCAACUUAAAUUUAAAGGUUGUUCUGUGAUGUUGCACCGGUACAAAAUAUUAUUGGGAAUAUCUGGAACAGUAAAUGGUAUUCUGGUUUUGACUUUAAUCUCCCUGACUGUGUUGGUUUCUCAGGGAGUGUUGCUAAAAUGCCAGAAAGGAAAUAAUUCAAAUAUCACCCAGCAUGAUGAUAUUGGAAACCUGAACAUGAAUAGUGACACAAGAGGAAACAUAAGUAAUAAGGACGCAGGCCGCUGUGUUUCAAGAGCUGCAGACCAUACAGGAUUGUGCCCAUCAGAAUGGUUCAAAUAUCAAGAAAAGUGUUAUUGGUUCUCUAAUGAGAUGAAAAGUUGGAGUGAUAGCUAUGGGUAUUGUUUGGGAAGACGAUCUCAUCUACUAAUCAUUCAGGACCAACUUGAAAUGUCUUUUAUACAGAAAAACCUGAAACAAUCAAACUACGUGUGGAUUGGACUUAACUUUACCUCCCUGAGGAGGACAUGGACCUGGGUGGAUGGUUCUCCAUUGGAUUCAAAGAUAUUCUUCAUAAAAGGUCCAGCUAAAGAAAACAGUUGUGCUGCCGUCAAGGAAAACAAAAUUUACUCUGAAACCUGCAGCAGUGUUUUCAAAUGGAUUUGCCAAUAUUAGAAUUAAAAAAAAAUGAUAAUGGAAUAAUCAAUGAUCAAAUUUUUUGCCUAUUAGAUUCUAAUAUUAUUCUUUAGGAGUAAGAAUUUAAAAUGGCAAUUAAACACCAAAAUCUCUUCUUUAUUUUCCCUCCAGCAUGUACAUUGGUCCUAGACUCAGAGUAACCCAUGUUAACCAUGUAAAAUAUGCUUUUCCAAUUUUUUAUGUGAUAAUAUAAUCCUGUGUGAGCCCAUGCAUUUAUAUUCAGGAUUUUCAUUCAUUUCUUAAUUUUACAGCAAAUGUGAUCAAAUUAUGUCUGCUUUUCUGUAUUUUGCUUUUUUUAAUUGUUUUACUUUUUAUUACUAUUUUUUUUAUUUUUUAUUUUUUUUGUGAGGAAGACCAGCCCUGAGCUAACAUCUGCCAAUCCUCCUCUUUUUGCUGAGGAAGACUGACCCUGGGCUAACAUCCAUGCCCAUCAUCCUCCACUUUAUAUGGGAUGCUGCCACAGCAUGGCUCGCCAAGCAGUGCAUCGGUGUGUGCCCGGGAUCCGAAGCAGCGAACCCCGGGCCGCCACAGCGGAGCGCGCGCACCCAACCACUUACGCCACCGGGUCAGCCCCUGUAUUUUGCUUUUUUCAUUCUUAACAAUAUUCUAUGCAAAUUUCAAACAGUUCUGAGUUGCAUUAUAGUGUGGAUUUAUAAAUUUUUUACUCUUUUAUUGAUGAGCAUUAACUUUGUUUCCAGGUUUUUGCUAUUAUAAACUAUGCUGCAAUAAAUAUUCUGAAUAUUUUUCUUAAA
Molecule: messenger RNA, 1574 nt
Organism: Diceros bicornis minor
Lineage: Eukaryota; Metazoa; Chordata; Mammalia; Perissodactyla; Rhinocerotidae
Product: killer cell lectin-like receptor subfamily F member 1
Exons: 6
Coding region: 100-801 (233 amino acids)
Source: RefSeq, a predicted model, not a curated record